Lactuca sativa (garden lettuce) is the source of this 1038-nucleotide messenger RNA. RefSeq lists its product as uncharacterized. The record is from RefSeq and is a predicted model, not a curated record. Lineage: Eukaryota; Viridiplantae; Streptophyta; Magnoliopsida; Asterales; Asteraceae.
AAAAGAUAAGCAUUUCGUAUGUCUGAAAUCUCCACCAUAGGUAGAGAUGAUAGCUACAGUUGCCAUUAUAAAGCCUGGCUAUGAAACCCACCGAAAAUAAACAAUUAACUGCUUUAUCAUUCAUCAUCAAAACCAGACUAUAAAAAGUUGACGUGCUUGCAACACAUAUUGGAGCAAUAAUGACGACAACAGCAGCCGUGGGAGUGGGGGUGAGGGCGUUAUUGAUCGUAUUGUUUUGUGUGAUGGUAGCUGUGUUUGCUAACCUAUUUGCCAUUCAUGGUUUUAUUUCUUGCUUUGACUUCAGCGCCAGGUGGGGGGUGGCAAUCCUGAUGGAGUUUUCCGUAUAUCCUGUUGUUAUGGGCUCGUGGUUUUUCUACAAAGAAUCAGACUGGAUCAACACAACUAUUUUCACUGGCUCGCUGUUUAUUUUGGUAAGCCUUCUUAGCAUUGGAUACAUCCUUCUUCAGUUCUUCAAGUUAUCACGUGAAGAAUCUUCGACAAAUCCAUUGUAUUUUGUGUUAGUGAGACAUCAUAAAAGGGAAAACACCUCGAGAAUCCCUGUUGUAACUGUAAGAGCAAUCUAUUCUGCACUAGCAUUUUUGACGAUGGGAGCUUUAAUUUACACUCUUAUUAAAGAUAUAUCUGGCUCAUAUGCUGAUGCAUUCACAAAGUGUUUUUUAGCAAAUAUGGCAGACCUCUAUAUCCAUGCUGUGAUGUUUGCGGUGUGGAUAGCAUACAAAGAAUCAAGUUGGCUAAUAGCUUCCUUAUGGAUAAUUUCACUUUUAUGUUUUGGGAGCAUUACUCUAUGUGUAUACAUAGUUAAGCAAUUGUUCAGCAUCUCACCCGAGAAACCGGCUUCAUGUAUCAUUUUCAGUAGCAGUGACAUAUGUUUGCAGUCAAGUGAGCUAUUAUUCGCAUCACAUGCCAAUGUAUAAAUAUGUCUCGCUAUCUACAAGUUGUUUGUUUUUCUUCAUUUGUUAUUAAUCUUCGGUCUUCUUAUUUUCUUAAUAAUGAUGUUAUCUAAUAUUUUAUCUAUCA